CACUCUCAUGCUGAUCAAUGGCACAUAGGCACUCAUGCACAUGUAAAACUAUUGAUUGAUUACACAAUUUUGAUCUCUUGUCAAACAACUGCAGGAAAGCCUUUUGUUCUGUUGGAACAUCCCAUCAUUACUACUAUUGCCAAUAUGAUAAUAAGCAUCGCUUUGAUAUGGGCAGUGCUGGUGGGGUGCUGCUGCAUCCUUUGGCUGGCUGUGGGGACACGACGCAGGCAGUCUGGAGAGCCCGCAGUUGAAAAUGGUUUGAUACCAUACCUUGGUUGUGCUCUGCAAUUUGGGGCCAACCCUCUCCAGUUCCUCCGUAGCCGUCAGAAGAAGUAUGGCCACAUUUUCACCUGCAAGAUUGCGGGCCAGUACAUUCAUUUCCUGUGUGACCCCUUCUCCUACCACUCAGUCAUCAGACAAGGUAGACACUUGGACUGGAGGAAAUUCCACUUUGCUACAUCAGUAAAGGCAUUUGGCCAUGAUAGUUUUGACCCUCGACAUGGCCACACCACAGAAAAUCUCCACCAAACUUUUUUGAAGACUUUGCAAGGUGAGGCAUUGCCCUCGCUAAUUGACAGCAUGAUGGAGCAUCUCCAAGACGUAAUGUUGAAGUCCAACACUCUCAGUCCCAGCAUGGAUCGCUGGGAAGUAGAUGGCAUUUUUGCUUUUUGCUACAAGGUGAUGUUUGAGUCAGGCUAUCUUACAUUGUUCGGUAAAGAUCUUGGUGGGGAUAAAUGCCAAGCCCGGCAGGCAGCUCAGAAAGCCUUGGUGCUGAAUGCGUUGGAAAAUUUCAAGGAGUUUGACAAAAUCUUCCCAGCUUUGGUGGCUGGCCUCCCUAUUCAUGUCUUUAAGAGUGCCUACAGUGCAAGAGAGAAUCUAGCAAAAACAAUGCAUGCUGAAAACUUAUCCAAGAGGGAGAAUGUUUCGGAUCUGAUCUCUAUGAGGAUGAUCCUUAACGAUUCCUUAUCUACCUUCAAUGAUGUAAGCAAGGCCAGAACUCAUGUUGCACUGCUCUGGGCUUCACAGGCUAAUACAUUGCCUGCAACCUUUUGGAGUCUUUUUUACAUGAUAAGAAGUCCAGAUGCAAUGAAAGCAGCUCGUGAGGAGGUGCAAAGAGUUCUGGAGGCAUCGGGUCAGACCAUUAAGCCGAGUGACCCCACAUUGAAUCUGAAAAGGGACCAACUGGACAAUAUGCCUGUUUUGGACAGUAUCAUAAAGGAAGCCAUGCGUCUAUCCAGUGCUUCCAUGAACGUGCGAGUUGCCAAAGAGGACUUUUUACUUCACCUUGACAACCAGGAAGCAUAUCAUAUACGCAAAGAUGAUGUCAUAGCCCUUUAUCCUCCUAUGCUGCACUACGAUCCAGAAAUCUAUGAAGAUCCCUAUGAAUAUAAAUUUGACCGAUUUCUGGAUGAAAUUGGUCAGGAGAAAACUACUUUCUAUCGCAAUGGCAGGAAAUUACGCUACUUCUACAUGCCCUUUGGAUCUGGGGUCACCAAAUGCCCUGGCAGAUUAUUUGCCAUAUAUGAAAUUAAGCAGUUCUUGACUUUAGUUCUGGCUUACUUCGAAAUGGAACUUCUGGACCCUGCCAUCAAAGUCCCACCUCUUGACCAGUCACGUGCUGGAUUGGGAAUCCUUCAACCAACAUAUGACAUAGAUUUUAGAUACAAAUUGAAAUCUAACUAUUAAUUGUUUGGUUGUUCCAAAACAUAACUUCAUUACAUGUGACAAAAUGUACAUAGUGUAUAUUUAAAUAUUAAUGUAGAAGUCUUGCUACCUUUGUAAAUAGAUGUUGUACUGGUGUAUAUUAAAGCAUUGAUUUGUUGCUCUGGAUCAUAAAUGCUGUCCUUUAAUGCAGUCAGUGUAUUUAAGAUUUAUUUUUAUUCAUUUUUGUGGUGGUUUUGCUUGGUGGGUGACAGUUCAAUCAACUACAAUUAUUGUACAGCACAGCAAAGAGAUUUAGCAUAAAAAUGGGUGGAGAGAUGGAUGACGAGGGUGCUAAAGGAGGUGAUGACAAGCCAGUAAAAAAAAAAAAAAAAUUGCAAAAUGCGCUACUGUGGCAGAGGUCAGUAGCAGGCCUCUCACCCAGCAGGCCUACAGUUAGGGUGAUGUGUUUGUCCUUUGUGAUGUCAUGCUCUUGUAUCUUUGAUGACCUCUAGCCACAGUUGUUGUCAGACAGUCAUGGAAUAAAGAUGUGUUCCUCCCUUCUG
Syngnathus acus (greater pipefish) is the source of this 2207-nucleotide messenger RNA. RefSeq names its product cytochrome P450 7A1 (gene cyp7a1). Gene Ontology annotation, molecular function: iron ion binding; cholesterol 7-alpha-monooxygenase activity; heme binding. The transcript is spliced from 8 exons. The record is from RefSeq and is a predicted model, not a curated record. Bases 145 to 1686 code for a protein of 513 amino acids. Gene Ontology annotation, biological process: bile acid biosynthetic process; cellular response to glucose stimulus; cholesterol homeostasis. Lineage: Eukaryota; Metazoa; Chordata; Actinopteri; Syngnathiformes; Syngnathidae.